AUGCCUAAACUCCUGCAAGGCGUUGUCACGGUCAUCGAUGUUUUCUACCAAUAUGCAACUGAACAUGGGGAAUGUGACAUGUUGAGCAAAAAAGAGAUGAAAGAACUUCUGGAAAAUGAGUUUCACCAAAUUCUGAAGAACCCAGAUGAUCCAGACACUGUAGAUAUCAUCAUGCAAAGUCUGGAUCGAGAUCAUAACAACAAAGUAGAUUUUACUGAGUAUCUUCUGAUGAUAAUCAAGCUGACUCAGGCUUGUAACAAAAUUAUCGGCAAAGAUUAUUGCCAAGCUUCAGGGUCAAAGCAAGGAAAUCACAGUCACCAGCACCAAAAGGAACAGAGUGAAAAAGACGAAGAUGACAAAGAGCAAGACGCCUGUUCAAGUUAUUCAAGUUCUAGUGCAGGAGAGAAUGAUGCUUAUUCCAGGGGCUCGAGAGGAAGCAAUAAACACAAAUCUACAAGGACUUCUAGAAAACCAAGGAAUGAGAAACACCAAAAUUCUGAAGAAAGGAUGAAAACAAAUUCAAGUCAAUUAGAAAAUAGUGAGAAAUAUCAACAAGGACAGCAUGAAUUUGGAUCAAACCACUCAUCAAACCAGAGCAGAAGGAGUAUUAGCAAAAGGAAAGAUUCUGGCUACCCUCAAGAUGGCUCUACAUUAAAACAGUCUGCUGGCUCCAGGAGAGGAGGAUCUGGCCAACAUAACUCUUAUGGUAAUGAAAAACAUAAUAUCUCAUCAAGACAAUCAUCAGUCUGGGGCUCAGGACAGUCUUCCAACUAUGAUACACACAACUCAGGGUCAAACCAGUCUUCUAGCGAGAGGAGAAAUAACUGUGGGUCAGGACAAUAUUCUGGGUCACAACAACAUGGCUCUGCAUCAGAAACCUCUCCAGGAUCCACAGAGCAAGGAUAUGGGGAAGGUCAUUACACAAGUUCUGGACAAUAUGGUGCUACAUCAGGACAGUCUUCAGGCAGGGGCUCAGGUCACUCCACUUCCCAUGGCACACAAGGAUCAGGAUCAAGCCAGGCAUCUAAGCAGAGGAGAAGCAGUUCUAGCUCAAGUGAGUCAUUUGGCUCCCAGCAACAUGGGUCUGGCUCAGGAGGGUCUUCUGGCUGUAAUCAACAUGGAUCUGGGCCAGGUCAUUCUUCUCCUAGUGGAGAACAUAGUUGUUUCUCUGGACAGUCAUCAGGCAGUGGACAGGAUCCCUCUGGCUGUGGUCAGUCUUCCAGCUCUGGCACACACAACACUGCCUCAAGACAUUCUUCUACCCAGAGGAGACAUAGCUCUAGCUCAGGUCAGUGUUGUGGUUCAGGUGAAUAUGGUUCUACAUCAGGACAGUCUUCUGGCUCUGCAGGGCAAUCAUAUGGGCAAGGUCACCCCGCUAGUUCUGGACAACAUGGUGCUACAUCAGGACAGUCAUCAGGCAGGGGCUCAGGUCACUCCACUUCCCAUGGCACACAAGGAUUAGGGUCAAGCCAGGCAUCUAGGCAGAGGAGAAGCAGUUCUAGCUCAAGUGAGUCUUUUGGCUUCCAAAAUCAUGGUUCUAGCUCAAGAGAGUCUUCUGGCUGUAGUCAACAUGGAUCUGGGCCAGGUCAGUCUUCUGGUAGUGGAGAACAUGAUUGUUUCUCUGGACAGUCAUCAGCCAGAGGCCAGCAUCCCUCUGGUUGUGGUCAGUCUUCCAGCUCUGGCACACACAACACUGCCUCAAGACAUUCUUCUACCCAGAGGAGACAUGGCUCUAGUUCAGGACAGUCUUCUGGUUCAGGUAAAUAUGGUUCUGCAUCAAGACAGUCUUCUGGCUUUACAGGCCAAGGAUAUGGACAGAGUAACUCCUCUGGUAGUGGAGAACGUGGUUCUUUCUCUGGACAGUCAUCAGGCUGUGGGCAGCAUGCUUCUGGUUAUGGUCAGUCUUCCAGCUCUAGGACACACAACACUGGCUCAAGCCAUAAUUCAACUCAGAAGAGAUAUGGCUCUCCGUCAGGACAGUCUUAUGGUUCAGGUGAAUAUGGUUCUACAUCAGGACAGUCUUCUGGCUCUGUAGGGCAAUCAUAUGGGCAAGGUCACUCCACUGGUUCUGGACAAUAUGGUGCUACAUCAGGACAGUCAUCAGGCAGGGGCUCAGGUCACUCUACUUCCCAUGGCACACAAGGAUUAGGAUCAAGCCAGGCAUCUAGGCAGAGAACAAGCAGUUCUAGCUCAAGUGAGUCUUUUGGCUUCCAAAAUCAUGGUUCUGGCUCAAGAGGGUCUUCUGGCUGUAGUCAACAUGGAUCUGGGCCAGGUCAGUCUUCUGGUAGUGGAGAACAUGAUUGUUUCUCUGGACAGUCAUCAGCCAGAGGCCAGCAUCCCUCUGGUUGUGGACAGUCUUCUGGCUUUACAGGCCAAGGAUAUGGACAGAGUAACUCCUCUGGUAGUGGAGAACGUGGUUCUUUCUCUGGACAGUCAUCAUGCUGUGGGCAGCAUGCUUCUGGUUAUGGUCAGUCUUCCAGCUCUAGGACACACAACACUGGCUCAAGCCAUAAUUCAACUCAGAAGAGAUAUGGCUCUCCAUCAGGACACUCUUUUGGUUCAGGUGAAUAUGGUUCUACAUCAGGACAGUCUUCUGGCUCUGCAGGGCAAUCAUAUGGACAAGGUCACUCCGCUGGUUCUGGACAAUAUGGUGCUACAUCAGGACAGUCAUCAGGCAGGGGCUCAGGUCACUCUACUUCCCAUGGCACACAAGGAUUAGGAUCAAGCCAGGCAUCUAGGCAGAGGAGUAGCAGUUCUAGCUCAAGUGAGUCUUUUGGCUUCCAAAAUCAUGGUUCUGGCUCAAGAGGGUCUUCUGGCUGUAGUCAACAUGGAUCUGGGCCAGGUCAGUCUUCUGGUAGUGGAGAACAUGAUUGUUUCUCUGGACAGUCAUCAGCCAGAGGCCAGCAUCCCUCUGGUUGUGGUCAGUCUUCCAGCUCUGGCACACACAACACUGCCUCAAGACAUUCUUCUACCCAGAGGAGACAUGGCUCUCCGUCAGGACAGUCUUAUGGUUCAGGUGAAUAUGGUUCUACAUCAGGACAGUCUUCUGGCUCUGUAGGGCAAUCAUAUGGGCAAGGUCACUCCACUGGUUCUGGACAAUAUGGUGCUACAUCAGGACAGUCAUCAGGCAGGGGCUCAGGUCACUCUACUUCCCAUGGCACACAAGGAUUAGGAUCAAGCCAGGCAUCUAGGCAGAGAACAAGCAGUUCUAGCUCAAGUGAGUCUUUUGGCUUCCAAAAUCAUGGUUCUGGCUCAAGAGGGUCUUCUGGCUGUAGUCAACAUGGAUCUGGGCCAGGUCAGUCUUCUGGUAGUGGAGAACAUGAUUGUUUCUCUGGACAGUCAUCAGCCAGAGGCCAGCAUCCCUCUGGUUGUGGACAGUCUUCUGGCUUUACAGGCCAAGGAUAUGGACAGAGUAACUCCUCUGGUAGUGGAGAACGUGGUUCUUUCUCUGGACAGUCAUCAUGCUGUGGGCAGCAUGCUUCUGGUUAUGGUCAGUCUUCCAGCUCUAGGACACACAACACUGGCUCAAGCCAUAAUUCAACUCAGAAGAGAUAUGGCUCUCCGUCAGGACAGUCUUAUGGUUCAGGUGAAUAUGGUUCUACAUCAGGACAGUCUUCUGGCUCUGUAGGGCAAUCAUAUGGGCAAGGUCACUCUGCUGGUUCUGGACAAUAUGGUGCUACAUCAGGACAAUCAUCAGGCAGGGGCUCAGGUCACUCCACUUCCCAUGGCACACAAGGAUUAGGAUCAAGCCAGGCAUCUAGGCAGAGGAGAAGCAGUUCUAGCUCAAGUGAGUCUUUUGGCUCCCAGCAACAUGGGUCUGGUUCAGGAGGGUCUUCUGGCUGUAAUCAACAUGGAUCUGGGCCAGGUCAGUCUUCUGGUAGUGGAGAACAUGGUUGUUUCUCUGGACAGUCAUCAGCCAGAGGCCAGCAUCCCUCUGGUUGUGGUCAGUCUUCCAGCUCUGGCACACACAACACUGCCUCAAGACAUUCUUCUACCCAGAGGAGACAUGGCUCCAGCUCAGGACAGUCUUCUGGUUCAGGUAAAUAUGGUUCUGCAUCAGGACAGUCUUCUGGCUUUACAGGCCAAGGAUAUGGACAGAGUAACUCCUCUGGUAGUGGAGAACGUGGUUCUUUCUCUGGACAGUCAUCAGGCUGUGGGCAGCAUGCUUCUGGUUAUGGUCAGUCUUCCAGCUCUAGGACACACAACACUGGCUCAAGCCAUAAUUCAACUCAGAAGAGAUAUGGCUCUCCAUCAGGACACUCUUUUGGUUCAGGUGAAUAUGGUUCUACAUCAGGACAGUCUUCUGGCUCUGCAGGGCAAUCAUAUGGGCAAGGUCACUCCGCUGGUUCUGGACAAUAUGGUGCUACAUCAGGACAGUCAUCAGGCAGGGGCUCAGGUCACUCCACUUCCCAUGGCACACAAGGAUUAGGGUCAAGCCAGGCAUCUAGGCAGAGAACAAGCAGUUCUAGCUCAAGUGAGUCUUUUGGCUUCCAAAAUCAUGGUUCUGGCUCAAGAGGGUCUUCUGGCUGUAGUCAACAUGGAUCUGGGCCAGGUCAGUCUUCUGGUAGUGGAGAACAUGGUUGUUUCUCUGGACAGUCAUCAGCCAGAGGCCAACAUCCCUCUGGUUGUGGUCAGUCUUCCAGCUCUGGCACACACAACACUGCCUCAAGACAUUCUUCUACCCAGAGGAGACAUGGCUCCAGCUCAGGACAGUCUUCUGGUUCAGGUAAAUAUGGUUCUGCAUCAGGACAGUCUUCUGGCUUUACAGGCCAAGGAUAUGGACAGAGUAACUCCUCUGGUAGUGGAGAACGUGGUUCUUUCUCUGGACAGUCAUCAGGCUGUGGGCAGCAUGCUUCUGGUUAUGGUCAGUCUUCCAGCUCUAGGACACACAACACUGGCUCAAGCCAUAAUUCAACUCAGAAGAGAUAUGGCUCUCCGUCAGGACAGUCUUAUGGUUCAGGUGAAUAUGGUUCUACAUCAGGACAGUCUUCUGGCUCUGUAGGGCAAUCAUAUGGGCAAGGUCACUCCACUGGUUCUGGACAAUAUGGUGCUACAUCAGGACAGUCAUCAGGCAGGGGCUCAGGUCACUCCACUUCCCAUGGCACACAAGGAUUAGGAUCAAGCCAGGCAUCUAGGCAGAGAACAAGCAGUUCUAGCUCAAGUGAGUCUUUUGGCUUCCAGCAUCAUGGUUCUAGCUCAAGAGGGUCUUCUGGCUGUAGUCAACAUGGAUCUGGGCCAGGUCAGUCUUCUGGUAGUGGAGAACAUGAUUGUUUCUCUGGACAGUCAUCAGCCAGAGGCCAGCAUCCCUCUGGUUGUGGUCAGUCUUCCAGCUCUGGCACACACAACACUGCCUCAAGACAUACUUCUACCCAGAGGAGACAUGGCUCCAGGUCAGGACAGUCUUCUGGUUCAGGUAAAUAUGGUUCUGCAUCAGGACAGUCUUCUGGCUCUGUAGGGCAAUCAUAUGGGCAAGGUCACUCCGCUGGUUCUGGACAAUAUGGUGCUACAUCAGGACAGUCAUCAGGCAGGGGCUCAGGUCACUCUACUUCCCAUGGCACACAAGGAUUAGGAUCAAGCCAGGCAUCUAGGCAGAGGAGAAGCAGUUCUAGCUCAAGUGAGUCUUUUGGCUCCCAGCAACAUGGGUCUGGUUCAGGAGGGUCUUCUGGCUGUAAUCAACAUGGAUCUGGGCCAGGUCAGUCUUCUGGUAGUGGAGAACAUGGUUGUUUCUCUGGACAGUCAUCAGGCAGUGGACAGCAUCCCUCUGGCUGUGGUCAGUCUUCCAGCUCUGGCACACACAACACUGCCUCAAGACAUACUUCUACCCAGAGGAGACAUAGCUCCAGGUCAGGUCAGUGUUGUGGUUCAGGUCAAUAUGUUUCUGCAUCAGGACAGUCUUCUGGCUCUGCAGGGCAAGCAUAUGGGCAAGGUCACUCCACUGGUUCUGGACAAUAUGGUGCUACAUCAGGACAGUCAUCAGGCAGGGGCUCAUGUCACUCCACUUCCCAUGGCACACAAAGAUCAGGAUCAAGCCAGGCAUCUAAGCAGAGGAGAAGCAGUUCUAGGUCAAGUGAGUCUUUUGGCUCCCAGCAAUAUGGGUCUGGCUCAGGAGUGUCUUCUGGCUGUAGUCUACAUGGAUCUGGGCAAGGUCAGUCUUCCUGUAGUGGGCAACAUGGUUCUUUCUCUGGACAAUCUUCAGUCUGUAGACAGCAUGGAUCUGGCACUGGUCAGUUAUCUAGCAGAGGUCAAUCCUCUAACUGUGAUCAGCAGGUUUCUACUUCUUGGCAGUCUUCCUCUUAUGACCAGCAACGUCCUGGAUCAUAUAAUACAUCUUCUUGUAGUCAUCAUGGGUCUACCUCUGGACAGUCUUCCAACUUUGGCCAAUGUGGUUCUAGCUCCGUAGAGUGUUCUGGAUUUGGUAACCAAGUAUCUAGUUCAGGUCAUUCUACUUACAGCCAACAGGGAUCUAAUAUAAACCAAUCCUCUGGCUAUGGACAAUAUAGUCCAAAAUCAGAACAGUCAUACUGUGGUAGUCAGUGUGGAUAUCAUUCAAACCAGUCUUCCUGUUGUGGUCAACAAGGGUCUGGUUCAAGUCAGUCUUCUUACUAUGGCCAAUAUGAAUGUCCUUCGAGUCAUUAUUCUAGCCACAGUCAACAUAGGGCUGGGUGUGGUCAGAGUUUUAGCUCUGAACAAUAUGGGUCUGGUUCGUAUCCAUGUUCUAUCUCUAGACAAAAUUGUCCCAGAUCUGGUCUAAGUCCUAGUUCACAACAAUAUGGGUCUGAUUCAUGUCACUCGUUUAGUUCUGGAUCAUGUGGUUCUGGAUAUGGUCAAUAUUCUAGUUAUGAUCAACCGCAAUCAAAUGGGAGAUGUGGAAACCAUUGGCAAUCUGGCUGUAGCGCCUCAAUUUGUAAUGAAAAUCAAUCAAUAAGUGUGUAUAGGCAAGUAGAAUCCUCCUCAGCUUGUGACUUUGGACAAUUUACACCUUCACAUGCACAUAGUAGGUCUAAUACUACUGCUCAAUUUUCACUUUGCAAUGUGGAUAAUAGACAAGGUGACUCUGACUGUCAGAGAGUCAGGGAAGGUAACUCUGGAAUGAAAAAUAGAGGCUUGGAUUCUCACAGUUUCAGUAGUAUCACUCCACUCUAUGAGUAUGUACAAGAGCAGAGACGCUAA
Messenger RNA from Onychomys torridus (southern grasshopper mouse), 7170 nucleotides. It is a transcript of the gene Hrnr, whose product is annotated as hornerin. The record is from RefSeq and is a predicted model, not a curated record. Bases 1 to 7170 code for a protein of 2389 amino acids. Lineage: Eukaryota; Metazoa; Chordata; Mammalia; Rodentia; Cricetidae. Gene Ontology annotation, molecular function: transition metal ion binding; calcium ion binding. The transcript is spliced from 5 exons. Gene Ontology annotation, cellular component: keratohyalin granule; cornified envelope. Gene Ontology annotation, biological process: establishment of skin barrier.